Molecule: messenger RNA, 2499 nt
Organism: Bombyx mandarina (wild silkworm)
Lineage: Eukaryota; Metazoa; Arthropoda; Insecta; Lepidoptera; Bombycidae
Gene: Nnp-1
Product: Ribosomal RNA processing protein 1 homolog Nnp-1
Biological process (GO): rRNA processing
Cellular component (GO): preribosome, small subunit precursor; nucleus
Source: RefSeq, a predicted model, not a curated record
UUCAAAUUAAAAAAAAUAGGCUGUGUGGUGUGAUACCAUUGCCUUUCCAAUUGGAAAAAUAGAACUACUACUAUCAAAACGUACACAUGGUGGGAUGUAUUUUUGUUGAAAAUAAAUCAAAAUGAAAUUAAACGAGAAAGACAAAAAAAGAAAACAAAAACUCAAAGAUAAAAUAGUUAAAACUAAAAAGGAACAAGUUGCGGUCGUUGCCCAGGAGAUAAAGUUCGCGCGUUUGUUAUCCGGAAACGAAAACAAAGUACGCGAACGUGUGAUUAAAACACUGAAAAAGUGGCUCCAGAAUUGUUUUCACAGGGGAUACGAAUUCAAAGAAGAUGAUUUCACGAGAGUGUGGAAGGGUAUAUUUUACGCGAUGUGGAUGUCGGAUAAGCCACUUGUACAAGAAGACCUAGCGGAGAAUAUAGCAGGCAUCCUGGAUCAUUUUCCACCAGAACAUCUUCAUCAUGCAAUGCUUAUGACAAAGGCUGGCUUCAAGGUGUUGGCCACGGAGUGGUUUGGAAUCGAUCAACAUAGAAUUGAUAAAUUUCUUAUGCUUGCCCGUAGAUAUUUACGUGGGAGUAUCCGGUGUCUGCAACGUUGUGAGUGGAGUGUGGACAGCUGUAAGAAGUAUGCUGAGAUGCUUACUGAUGCUGACGGUUUGUUGUCAAUGAAGACUCCGCAUUAUGCCAGGAAUGCGAUUUCUUUGAUAUUACAUUUCAUUGAUUGUUUCCUAGAAGAAUUGGCCAAGGUAUCGAAAGGGAAGGUACCAGAAGACAGUAUGGUGGAACUGCUUCGUCCGUUCUGUGAGUACACGGCGCAAGGUGAAGUCCCCGCGCUGACCGAGGCUUCUCAGAGACUCCUGAUGGCGCUGCUGCGGCAGAGCAAGGAAGGCAUCAUGUACGCUGAAGCAACUAGAGCAUGGAAACAGAUGGGUUGCCCUAAAGGAGGUCCUGACGCCUUGGAAUUGGUGGUUGAAGAUGAGUCUAUGAACAAUGAAGACAGCGAUGAUGAUGAAGAUACGGGCGCGCUGGACCCGCGCGCGGGCGGCGUGUCGGUGUGGCUGCGCACGCUGGCGGUGCCGGGCGCGGCGCUGGCGGGGCUGCUGCGCGCGCUGCUGGCCCGCACGCGCGUGGCGGCGCAGGGCCGCGUGCGCGUGUGCAUGCGCAAGUUUGAAAAGUACGCGCGGGGCCAGUACCCGCUUAAGAUGUCCGCCCGCGACACGGACGUCCCCAAGCUGUCUCCGCGCCUCCCCACCGCGCGCGCCGUCGCCAAGCUGCAGAAGGUCGAGAGGAUGAGCGUCGCGGCCUCCGAUGAUCUGGCCCUCCGAGGUUUGAGUCGUAAACAUCGGAAACGUCUCCUGGCGAAGUCGCGCGCCGGCAUUAGUAUCGUAGACGACGUGCAGAACCUCAAAGGAGACAAUAACACUGACAAACACAAUAAUAAAAAGAGGAAAGCAGAUUCAACACAAAAAGCUGCCAAAAAGAUGAAAUUGAACGCAACCAAACCCGGACCGAGCCCGAGCGACGAGCAGCGGGCAGCCGAGCGCGGCGGAGGGGAGGCGGCCGCGCCCUCCCGCCCCUCCCCCCCCGAUAGAAAACAAAAUAAUGACAUUGAGAAAACAAAGAAACUUAAACUCAAACAAAAAGCUAAAACUAAAAUAUUGACUUCAGUUCAGAACAAUAUAAACGCGACACCACACAAACAAACGGACAAACAAAAGCCCCUUAAACUCAUUAAACUCGACAAGGUUAAAAAUAACAAUAAUAAGAAUAAAAUAAAACAAUUAUUGACUGUUGACAAUAAAACUGUCAAGACACAGACCCCGGUCAGCAAAAAUCACAAUGUAGAAGCGAAGCCCACAGUGCUAGUGAAUAAAGUAAAGAAAUUUAAUAAAACGAAUGAUUCGAUUCACAGCCCCAAGAAGGUUAAGUUCGUUUUGAAAAAUAAUUGUAUGCAGAAGCCCGUGGACUACUAUAAGAGUGUCCGACAGAGCCCCAGCAUACCGUUCGACAGCUCCAAGACACCGGCCAGGACUAAUCUCAAACCUUCCACACCGUCACCCAUCAACCCAUUCUUCAAGAAGAAACUCAGACUCAAAUAACAGUUUCAGACUGAUUAAGCAACGAUACAAAAAUGAAUUGUUAUUUUCUUUUAAGUGCUUCUUGGAUUGUUGACAUCACUUUUAUGGAUUUAACUCUAAAAGUGUAUUAAAAAAAUCAUAAAUAAUUCAAAUCAAUUUAAAAUGAGUAGUCCAAUGUUUCUGUGCACGAGAAUAGUCAUACAAGGCAUACAAACACUGCUCCUUUGCGACACAGACACCACUAGCUGUACAGUUCAGUUCUGACCGGGAAGCACCCGUUGAACCCCAAAACUGUAUUCUAACUAAUGUUGUCCCGGGCCUAUUUGUCUAGUAAAUAUUCUUGUAAGAUUAUUGUGCCGUGGAAGAGUUCGUCGAGUAACGAAAUGUUGAUUAGCCAGAAAUAAACAUUGUUCUAUAAAAGA